Molecule: messenger RNA, 2025 nt
Organism: Rotaria sp. Silwood1
Lineage: Eukaryota; Metazoa; Rotifera; Eurotatoria; Philodinida; Philodinidae
Source: the annotation of a GenBank genome assembly
AUGCUUGAUGAAUAUCGUAGUCGAGCAUCGUUUUGUAUUGAACAAAUGCGAAAUAUAUUCGAAGAUGAAACAUCACAAGAAUAUCGAAAUAAACUUUGGUCAAUAUUAAAUUCAAAUUCAAUAUUUCAUCAAACACAAUAUCCACUUUCAAUUGAAGAAUAUCGACAUAUAACUUAUCGUCGUUAUAAAGAAUUAAUUAAAUUAAAUUUAUUAACAGAUGAUGAAUUAUUUGAAAAUCCACGUUUUAAAAUAAUUCUUGAACAAUGUUUAACUAUGUACGAUUCAUCAUGUCAUGCAAAAUAUGGACUACAUAUAACAGUAUUUCGUGAAACAAUACGUAAAUUAGGUACACAACGACAUGAAUAUUUACUUGAUUUAGAUAAACAUGAACAAAUUUUUGGAUGUUUUGCAUUAACUGAAUUAUCUCAUGGUAGUAAUACAAAAGAAAUGAGAACAACAGCUAUAUAUGAUUCAUCAACUCAAAAAUUUAUAUUAAAUACACCUGAUAUUGAAGCAAUGAAAUUUUGGGUUGGAAAUUUGGGUUAUCAUGCAACACAUGCUAUUGUUUAUGCUCAACUUUAUACGAAUAAUAUAUGUUAUGGUCUUCAUUUAUUUGUUGUUCCUAUUCGUGAUCCAUUAACAUAUAAAACAUUUGAUGGUGUUGAAGCUGGUGAUAUUGGAGGAAAAUGUGGAUGGAAUGGACUUGAUAAUGGAUUUUUAAUCUUUCGAAAUUAUCGUAUUCGACGAGAAAAUUUACUUAAUAAACAUGGUGAUGUUUUACCUGAUGGAACUUAUAAAACUCCAUUUAAAUCAUCAAAUAAACGAUUUGGUGCAAGUCUUGGUGCUCUUUCAUCAGGUCGUGUUGGUAUAAGUAGUAUGGCUAUUGGUUUAUUAAUUAAAUGUAUAACAAUUGCUGUUCGAUAUUCAUGUGUUAGAAAACAAUUUGGACCAUCAUCUGGUAUAGAAAUUCCUGUAAUUGAAUAUCAAACACAAAAUUGGCGUUUAGUUCCAAUAGUUGCAUCACUGUAUAUUUAUCGAAAUUUAGCAUUAUCUGUAUUUGAUAAUUUAACUGAAUUUUAUGUAUUAUCAAUGUCAUCAGAUGAAAAUGAUCGAGAUUUACUUGCUGAUAUGGGUAGAGAGAUUCAUGCCUUAUCAUGUACAUGUAAAGCUAUAUGUACAUGGAAUACACAAAAAGCGUGUCAAGAAUGUCGAGAAGCAUGUGGCGGUCAUGGUUAUUUAUAUGCUAGUGGUUUUGGUAUUAUAAGAGAUGAUAAUGAUCCAUCGUGUACAUUUGAAGGAGAUAAUAAUGUUUUAUUACAACAAGGAGCAAAUUAUAUUUUAUCGAAUUAUGAAGAUUUAUAUAAGAAAAAUUUAUCGAUUAAUAGUCCAUUUCAUAGUGCUGAUUUUCUAGAAAAAAUAAAAACUAUUCUUCAAAAUAAUCAAUGUUCAAUUACAUCGGAAUGUCAUCUAAAAGAUUUACUUGAUGCUAUCGAUUGGCUUUUAUGUUAUAUUGUGGAUAAAUCUAUUCGAAAACUUGAUCAAUUAAUAUUAACAACAAAUCUAUCAUCAUUUGAUUUAAAAAAUAUAACACAAAUUUAUCAUCUUCGAACAUUAUCAAUUAUUUAUAUUCAACAUACAGCUAUUAUACGUUUUGUACAAUUUCUUAAAUUAAACAAUGAUAUGGAUGAAAAAUGUAAACAAAUUCUUGAAAAAUUAUUAAUUGUACAUAUAUUAAAAUUAUUUGAAGAAUAUAUAGGAAUAUUAUUCGAAGGAAAUUAUAUUAAAAAUGUUCAUAUUAAUCAAUGGAUACAAAUACGUUUAUUAGAUUUAUGUCAUGAAUUACGUAAUGAAAUUCUUGCAUUAGUUGAUGUAUUUGCACCACCUGAUCAUAUACUUAAUUCAGUAUUAGGAAAUAGUAAUGGUCAAGUAUAUGAAGCUAUUAAUAAAAUGAUUCAUAAUAAUAAACAAACAUUUAUAAUACCAAUAUGGUUAAAAAAUGAUUUAAUUGAAAAAAGUAAACUUUAA